UAAAUAUUAUGUUUGAUCCCUAAGAGCAAUUUCGCACUAAUGAUUCAGCAUAACCUUGAUACUGCGAACUUUGCACAAUACAUACAAUCGAUUGUUCCCAACCACUAUUAAAUCUAAUUAAUAAUAAUUAGUUCCAUACGUGCCCCCGCAACUUUCUUUCUAUGUACAGAACAUUUAACCGAAUAAAUGCCUCCACUUACCCACGAACCAUUAUUGAAACGGACAGUUGAAUACAACCGCCAUUAUAGUUUCGACUCUCUCAAAAUGAAGUCUGCAGCUAUCGAUUUGUCCCGACACAUUUCGUUACAAAUUGGAGCUCUCAAACUGUUCGAAAUAUGGUUUUACAUACCGUACAACAUGAAGGAUGUCCGAUUUUGGGUUCGUAUUUGGACGAGAAUAGUUUUGGGCAUCAUUGUGUUUGUAAUACCGACGGGCAGCCAACUUAUUUAUGCAGUGCGCCUGAUAAUGUCGGGCAACGCUGAAAUACAGGAGGUGGCCGGAAUCAUUAACUUGAUAUUGACCGAACUGCUGGUUUCCCUGAGGCUCUUAGAUUUGAGUUUACGCCGUCAUCGGGUUUCACAGCUCGCUGAACAAUUGAAGUGUGAAGAAUUCCAGUUCCAUUCGCCAGCGCAGAAGAGAAUAUUAGAAAAAGCUGUGGAAUCUUCUAGAAGAUUGUUUUGGAUAUUGCUCUGUAGCUGUAGUUCUGAUGUGCUUGUACACGUCGUGGUGGUGCCGGCUUUGCAUAAUUUCCAAACCCUACCUCUAAAGAUGGAUCUCGUGUACCUAGAUGUUAAUAAAGAAUCGUAUUUUAAUUAUUUAUGCGCUUAUCAGAUAUUGUACAAACCGAUGAUGCUGGCUACAUUCGCAGCGGUCCAGACAUUACCCUGGGCCACCAUGACUUGCGCAAUCAGCCAAUUGGACGUUUUAAUUUAUAACUUGGAGAACAUACAAGACCUGGUUAAGGCCACUGUGGCUGAAAAGCAGUGCACUGAAAAUGAAGCAUUUAGGGACAUUUUCAAAGGCUGCGUCCUUCACCACUGCUCCAUAAUAAAAUUUGUGAACACAAUACAAAAUGCGUUCGGCGGACAGUUAUCAGCAACGUUGUGUCUGAGUACUGGUAUUUUGGGAACAACUGCCGUACAAAUGCUUUCGAUUGAAUCUCCCUUGAAGAACUUGACGGAAGUCAUAUGGGUUCUGGCUUACUUAUCGAUUUUCAUAUGCAAUCUAUUCAUUGAUUGUUACUUCGGAAACACUAUCACUGUUAAGAGCAUGCACGUCUCAACAGUAAUAUUUUCCUGUCCCUGGAUUGAGUUGCCAACGACUCUGAAGAAGAAUCUGGUUAUCUUCAUAGCAAAGACACAAAGGCCGCUUGUCAUAACUGCGGCGAAGCUCGUCCCGGUGUCCCUGGAUACCUUUACCAAGGUUAUGAAUUGGACUUACAAGGCUUUUGCAGUCAUGAAUCAAAUGAAGAAUUAAUUGCCAUGAUCGUCCCGCUGCCGAACAAAGGCCACAACAAUUAAUUUUGUUUAUAUAACAAACCUGUUUAUGAACACGUUAACACCUCUUAUAAAUGCACUUCUAAAGCAUCCUUUACAACCGUAACGAAGCACCUAGACUAGACGUAUAAUAUGAGUGUUUAGCACAAAGUUAGUUAAUGUGCACCUGUCUGCACGGCAGACUGCAGUUAAUGUAUAUUUAACUUCUAUGGGCAGCAUUAGGAGAUAACUGUAG
This is a messenger RNA of Spodoptera frugiperda (fall armyworm), 1731 nucleotides long. RefSeq names its product odorant receptor 49a. The coding region runs from base 187 to 1476 and encodes 429 amino acids. Gene Ontology annotation, cellular component: plasma membrane. The record is from RefSeq and is a predicted model, not a curated record. The transcript has 10 exons. NCBI's taxonomy places the organism in Eukaryota, Metazoa, Arthropoda, Insecta, Lepidoptera, Noctuidae. Gene Ontology annotation, molecular function: odorant binding; olfactory receptor activity. Gene Ontology annotation, biological process: sensory perception of smell; detection of chemical stimulus involved in sensory perception of smell.